This is a messenger RNA of Pseudogymnoascus verrucosus, 1202 nucleotides long. RefSeq lists its product as uncharacterized. Lineage: Eukaryota; Fungi; Ascomycota; Leotiomycetes; Thelebolales; Thelebolaceae. Bases 33 to 1202 code for a protein of 389 amino acids. The record is from RefSeq and is a predicted model, not a curated record. The transcript has 2 exons. Gene Ontology annotation, molecular function: hydrolase activity.
CCCAGAUAUAUUCAAGUGCGACUACGGGAUUAAUGAGAAAAAACCAAAUGGCCCUCACUAGCCCCAAGGAUACGUCGCUGCUUCUAACGAUAGUUAGUGCUCUCCGUCUGGCUAUUACUCUCCCCGGCAUAGUUGUGUUAUGCUUCGCUAGGCGUUUGAGGAAAUCCAGUGACUACAGUCUGAAAAAUGACAUUCUACUAGCUGUUAUCCGAAGCUUAGGCUGGAUGCCGCUGUCAAUUCGACGAAGACGUGCAAAACGAGAUGACCUCGCUGCUGUACGGAAUUCUUUUCGGUUCUCAAAAGCAGACCCAGAAUUGGGCAAGAAAGUGUCCAGGCCAAAUUUCGAGGGAUACUGGGUAUGCAGAGGGUCGAUUAAUGGAACCCAGGGGUGUCUAUCUCAGUCCAAGGUUACCUUGUUGUGGAUUCAUGGCGGUGCCUACAUCACCGGCUCUGCACUUGCCGCACUUGUCCCUUUACUACGAAUUGCCGAGCUUGCAGCAGAGCAGAACCUUUCCAUCAACAUCUUCACAUUAGAAUACUCGCUCGCUCCGGAAGCCAAAUUUCCAACGCAGCUUAACGAGGCGACUGCUGCGUAUAAAUACUUGAUUGAAGAGGAAAAGAUUGACCCAAACAGUGUCUUCGUCUUGGGAGAGUCGGCCGGUGGCCACUUGGCUCUAUCACUGGCUUACAACCUACUGCAACAAGGUCUUCCGCGACCGGGGAAAGUUGGCUUACUUUACCCGUGGGCGAAUCUCGAGAACUCAGGCACGAGCUUUGAAACGAACAAGUAUAAGGAUUGCCUAGACAAAGGAGACUUAGUCCGCUGCGCCGACUGGCUCAUUGGAGGAGAUGGUCGUUCGAAAUUUGCUGAUUUUAUGAACUUCGCAUCUUCUCCUCCCCGGAAAGGUUUGCGUUGGUCACAGGUCUUGCCAUCUACAUGGGUGAUUAUUGGCGGGAAUGACGUCUUGGUAUCCGAUGUUUGCAAAUUUGUGGAUGAGGCCCGGAAGGAUGGUGUAUCCUUAGAGUUUCACAUUGAGCCUAGGAUGCCUCAUGGCUGGCUUGGGUGGUACGAUGCACUGGCAGAAAAGCAAUUUCUGCAGUUAUCUCCGGCGGAUGAUGCGAGCUCGGUCAUGCCUGGCAGUGAGUUGAUUGCAAAAGUAAUCUGUGAUCAUGGAUACGUCUAUGGUGGCCGCGAGCUAUAA